Molecule: messenger RNA, 2876 nt
Organism: Pistacia vera
Lineage: Eukaryota; Viridiplantae; Streptophyta; Magnoliopsida; Sapindales; Anacardiaceae
Product: RNA demethylase ALKBH10B
Exons: 9
Coding region: 226-2583 (785 amino acids)
Biological process (GO): mRNA catabolic process
Molecular function (GO): mRNA binding; demethylase activity
Source: RefSeq, a predicted model, not a curated record
AACUUUAACUCCAGAGAGAGAGAGAGCCACCAUUUAAGACAAUACACAUGCGUGCUUCAUAAGCCAUUUCCAUUCAAUCCCAAACCCUAGAUCUCUUCACUCUCAACUAUUCACUCUUCCAAACAUACCCUUUUCAGAUCUGUACAAUUCCUCAUUCUGGGUUGAUCCCAAGAUUUCAUUUUGGUUUAACUUGGAUCUAAAUUUAUGUUCUUGUUUUAGUUGGCUAUGGCAAUGCCAUCCGGGAAUGUGGUUUUGUCCGAUAACAAAAUGCAGUUCCCUGAUGAGCGAGAUGGGUUUAUUUUUUGGUUGAGGAGUGAGUUCGCCGCUGCUAAUGCUAUAAUUGACGCUCUUUGUCAGCAUUUGCGUUCAGUUGGUGAGGGUGGAGAGUAUGAUGUAGUUUUGAAUUACAUUCAGAACAGGAGGUCUAAUUGGUCCCAAGUGCUCCAUAUGCAGCAGUAUUUUUCUGUUGGGGAUGUGUUGUUUGCUUUGCAACAAGUGACUUGGAAAAAACAAUCGAGGUUCUUUGAUCCAUUCACCUAUAACAAGAAUAGUAAGAGAUCUAGUGGCUUUGUUAAGAAGGAUGUGUAUAAUUCUAGUGUGGAUAAGGAUAAUCAUUCCGUUGAUGCAAAUUCUUCAGCUUUGGAUAGUAAUUAUAAGAAAGGUAAUUGCUUUUUGGAUAAUUUGGCUAUGGCAAUGCCAUCCGGGAAUGUGGUUUUGUCCGAUAACAAAAUGCAGUUCCCUGAUGAGCGAGAUGGGUUUAUUUUUUGGUUGAGGAGUGAGUUCGCCGCUGCUAAUGCUAUAAUUGACGCUCUUUGUCAGCAUUUGCGUUCAGUUGGUGAGGGUGGAGAGUAUGAUGUAGUUUUGAAUUACAUUCAGAACAGGAGGUCUAAUUGGUCCCAAGUGCUCCAUAUGCAGCAGUAUUUUUCUGUUGGGGAUGUGUUGUUUGCUUUGCAACAAGUGACUUGGAAAAAACAAUCGAGGUUCUUUGAUCCAUUCACCUAUAACAAGAAUAGUAAGAGAUCUAGUGGCUUUGUUAAGAAGGAUGUGUAUAAUUCUAGUGUGGAUAAGGAUAAUCAUUCCGUUGAUGCAAAUUCUUCAGCUUUGGAUAGUAAUUAUAAGAAAGAUGCUGUUACAAAAGCUGCUGAAGAUGGCAGCUCAACGAAUUUAGGGGAUUCAGAAAUGACUAAAUCUGGCAAUUUGGAUCCUAAAGCUGAGGCAUCAGAUGAUGGAUGCACCCCAAGCCCUAAAGAGAGUGACUCACAUUCCGUUCAAAAUCAGAAUGAGAAGCAGAAUCUCACUGCAGCUCCAAAAACUUUUGUUGGUUCAGAGAUGUUUGAUGGGAAGACGGUUAAUGUGGUUGAUGGACUGAAAUUAUAUGAAGAACUAUGUGCUAAUUCAGAAGUUUCAAAGCUUGUUUCAAUGGUUAAUGAUUUAAGAGCUGCAGGGAAAAGAGGUCAAAUUCAAGGUCAAGCAUAUGUGGUCUCAAAGAGGCCAAUGAAGGGACAUGGAAGAGAGAUGAUUCAAUUGGGCCUCCCAAUUGCAGAUGCACCUCCAGAAGAUGAAAAUGCAGUGGGGACCUCUAAAUAUCGGAGAAUAGAACCCAUUCCUGCCUUGCUGCAAGAUGUUAUUGAACGCUUAGUUGGCAUGCAAAUUAUGACAGUAAAGCCAGAUUCAUGCAUCAUUGAUGUCUAUAAUGAGGGUGAUCACUCACAGCCUCACAUUUGGCCACAUUGGUUUGGACGGCCAGUUAGCACCCUUUUCCUGACAGAAUGUGAAAUGACUUUUGGCAGAAUGAUUGGAGCAGACCAUCCUGGAGAUUAUAAAGGCGCUCUUAAGCUUUCUCUUGCUCCUGGAUCUCUGCUUGUGAUGCAAGGAAAAUCUGCAGAUUUUGCUAAACAUGCAAUUCCUUCCAUCCGAAAACAACGCAUACUUAUUACUUUCACCAAGUCUCAACCAAAGAAAUUUACCGCAAGUGAUAGUCAGCGUCUUCCUUCAUCUGCAUUAGCCCCGUUGCCGCACUGGGGUCCACCACCCAGUAGAUCCCCAAAUCCUAUUCGCCAGCCUGUUGGCCCCAAGCAUUAUACCCCAGUUCCAACAACUGGUGUAUUGCCAGCUCCAAUUCGGACACAAAUUCCUCCACCAAAUGGUGUUCAGCCCCUUUUUGUUACCACCCCAGUUGCCCAAGGAAUGCCUUUCCCAGCACCGGUCCCCAUUCCAGCUGGAUCAACUGGAUGGGCUGCAGCUCCACCAAGGCAUCCUCCUGCUCCUCGCCUUCCUGUUCCUGGCACCGGAGUUUUCCUUCCUCCACCAGGCUCAGCUAGUUUAUCAUCUCAUCAACAACUAUCAACAACUGCACCCGAGAUGAACUCAACCACAGAAAUGGCUUCCCUGCCAGAUAGAGAAAAUGGUGUUGAGAAAUCCAACCAUCAUAAUGCUUCUCCAAAGGAGAAGCUAGAUGCAAAAACACAAGGACAAGACUGCAACGGAAGUGACGAUGGAACUGGUGGCAUUAAAGCUGCAAUGAAGGAAGAACAUCAAAAUGUUGACGGUACUGUGGCAAGCAAGACAGCAAGUACAGUAUAAAGAACAAAGAGAGAGAGAGAGAGUAAUAUGUUUGCGGAAAGGUGAGGGGAAACGGAGUAGGCUGCGAACUUCAAUGAGUUUGAAGCAAAUGUAAAGAGCGGCGAAAUUCAUGACUUUUGAGAUUUCAUACUUGUAUGGAGGACACAAAGGGGAGGAGGAACUGCGAACUGCAAAGUUUUCCUUGCAAAUCCUUCCCUUGUAGUUCUCUAUUCCGUUUUUGUUGUCUUAUUAUAUUAAAACUCUUACACUUGUUGGAACAAGUCAUUCUUAAUUUAGAUGUGCCUCUUCUUUCA